AUGUCAAACCAGAGCGUUGUCCCAACGGCCUACGAGCCGAAGAACAUGAAGUUCCGCUACCUGGGGAACACUGGUCUCCAAGUUUCACUGUUUUCUCUUGGCGGCUGGCUCACCUACGGCGGCACUCAAAAGGGUGACAUCGUGAAGGAGUGCCUCAAGACUGCCUGGGAGCAUGGCAUUCAAACCUUCGACACAGCCGAGAUCUAUUCCAAUGGCGCCUGCGAGAUCGAGAUGGGUCGCGCACUCAAGGAACUCGGCUGGCCACGCGACGAGUACGUCCUCACAACCAAGAUCUUCUUUGGCACCGGUCGCAAGGAGCCCAACACGCGCGGUUUGAGCCGCAAGCACAUCGUCGAGGGCCUCAAGUCGUCAUUGCAGCGCCUACAGACCCCUUAUGUAGACAUCGUCUUUGCGCACCGGCCCGACCCCGCCACGCCCAUGCUCGAGAUCGUCGAGGCCUUCACCCAGGUUAUCCGCAACCUCAACCUUGCCUACUACUGGGGCACGUCGGAGUGGAGCGCUGCCCAGAUUACCGAGGCGAUCCAGCUCGCCGAGAAGCACAAUCUGAUUGCGCCUGUGGUCGAGCAACCGCAGUAUAAUGCCUUCCACCGCGAGCGGUUUGAGGUCGAGUACGCGCCGCUGUUUAAGCAGUACGGCUAUGGCACCACCAUCUGGUCGCCUCUGGCCAGCGGUCUGCUGACGGGCAAGUACAACGACGGUAUUCCGGAGGGCUCGCGGUUCGCGACCAACAAGGCGUUCUUUGAGAAUACCAUCAAGGAGCUGCAGACGCCGCAGGGCCAGGCGAAGAUCGAGAAGGUCAGGAAGCUGACAAAGAUCGCUGAGAAGCUCGGUGCCUCGGUUACGCACCUCGCACUGGCUUGGGCGGCGAAGAACCCCAAUGUCAGCACAGUCAUUCUGGGUGCUACCAAGCCUGAGCAAAUUGUGGAUAACCUGAAGGCACUUGAGUUGCUUGACAAGCUGACCCCUGAGGUUUUGGCGGAGAUCGAAGAGGUGUUGGAUAACAAGCCGAAGCCGGUUAACACUUUUGGCCGGGAUCGCUAA
Messenger RNA from Thermochaetoides thermophila DSM 1495, 1062 nucleotides. RefSeq lists its product as uncharacterized. NCBI's taxonomy places the organism in Eukaryota, Fungi, Ascomycota, Sordariomycetes, Sordariales, Chaetomiaceae. The record is from RefSeq and is a predicted model, not a curated record. The coding region runs from base 1 to 1062 and encodes 353 amino acids. The transcript is spliced from 2 exons.